UUGCCGCUCUUCGCCAGUAGGGGGAGUAGGCUAAAAAUGUCAAUAAAGUUGCCGAAAUUGGCCGAAAGUGUACGGUCUUUGAUGAGAGGGAUAAGACGACCUAACUGGGAGUGUCAGGGGUCAAAAAAGUUCAGUAGAAGGUUCAUGCCCUACGACGAGCAUCAUUGCCACGGACAUCAACAUCUUUAAACGGAGGACAAAUAUUUGUAACUUUUAUUACGGACUAUAACCGGUAAGAAUGCAUAACUUAAUAGCAUAAUUAAAUCUGAGAGAUAAUUAGAGUUUAAUUUUUAAUUAGUAUAGUUUUUAACAACUGUUUAGGAGAAGACAAUGUCUGCAAAAAAAUCGCACAAAGGCAUGUCGGACGCUGAAUGGAUUUCACGUCUAAGAAAGUUUGCCAGUACAGGUGUUUGGCCUUCAGAAGAAGGUAAUAGACCAGCUCCUAGACAAAAAAAGUGGCACGAGCUUUAUCAAAGGAUUGAAAAAUGCCCGAUGCACUCUCGUGGCCAGACAACAUUGUUUGGAGGUGUCCUAAAGUGCACAUGUGGUUUUCACACUCAAAAGCCACCUAUGUCUACUGGACAGACACCAAGGGUCAUGCAACAACAGUCUGCUGCUGCUAUUGGAUCACCACAGGAGGAGAGUCAGCAUCAACCCCAGGUCCAGCCUCAACCUCAGGUCCAGCCUCAACCUCAGGUCCAGCCUCAACCUCAGGUCCAGCAUCAACCUCAGGUCCAGCCUCAACCUCAGGUCCAGCAUCAACCUCAGGUCCAGCAUCAACCUCAGGUCCAGCAUCAACCCCAGGUCCAGCCUCAACCUCAGGUCCAGCAUCAACCUCAGGUCCAGCAUCAACCUCAGGUCCAGCAUCAACCUCAGGUCCAGCAUCAACCUCAGGUCCAGCCUCAACCUCAGGUCCAGCCUCAGCCUCCACCCCAGCGUACUCCAUCAAGGAUUUCGCCAAGUUUGUCACAGGUAGAUUAA
Misgurnus anguillicaudatus (oriental weatherfish) is the source of this 981-nucleotide messenger RNA. Lineage: Eukaryota; Metazoa; Chordata; Actinopteri; Cypriniformes; Cobitidae. The record is from RefSeq and is a predicted model, not a curated record.